Molecule: messenger RNA, 6184 nt
Organism: Varroa destructor (honeybee mite)
Lineage: Eukaryota; Metazoa; Arthropoda; Arachnida; Mesostigmata; Varroidae
Product: ras-related protein Rap-2b-like
Biological process (GO): signal transduction
Cellular component (GO): membrane
Molecular function (GO): GTP binding; GTPase activity
Source: RefSeq, a predicted model, not a curated record
AUAAUCAUGCGCGAGUUCAAGGUGGUGGUCUUAGGUUCAGGAGGUGUCGGCAAAUCCGCCCUGACGGUGCAGUUCGUCAGCGGCAACUUCAUGGAGAAGUACGACCCGACGAUCGAGGACUUCUAUAGAAAAGAGAUCGAAGUCGACCAGGCGCCGUGCGUGCUCGAAAUCCUCGACACAGCCGGCACCGAGCAGUUUGCAUCGAUGCGCGACCUGUACAUCAAGAACGGGCAAGGAUUCGUCGUCGUUUACAGCAUAACCAGCCAUCAGACCUUCCAGUUCUAUUUCGAUCGUGCUGUGACAUUUGGGCCGAAUCACUACGUCGACCAAACAGCCAGCGACUGGGUUCCUGGGGUGAGUCGGCCGCGAGGGGAGUGAGAGGCAUGCAAACGAGCAACGCCUUGCCGUAGAUUUUGAAUGUCACACGCCAAUAAAUGAUAAUCGUGGAGUCGUGUGCAAGCUAUUUCUAGAGCGAGAUGUAUAUAUAUUAAUCGAAUAGGAAUACUAGGUAUUCGAUAGUAGCCGAUUUUUCUCCGCCGUGAAUAUUUUGCAAUUGGACUAAAAUUACAGAUAAUAGCUCCCCAAAGGAUACCAAAGUCAAAAAAAAAGAUCGUACAAUAUUUCGACAUCGCAUGAAACGUUUCAACAUUUGACAUUUGCGCUUGAAUGGUUAUAAACGUUCUUUAUUGUAUAGGUAUUAUCCUAUGUUUGCUCGUUCGAAGUUAGUCUGAUUCAUAGAAUUCCCGAGAUGUUCUCUGUUCCGACCUGUAACUACACAACGUUUGUUUACGUACAGAGCGGAACGCUAGUCGACAGCUGGUUCGGUCGAUGUCGCUUGAUAUUCUAUGCAUCAUUAGGGCGCAGAGCGCCGAUUUGAUUUGGAACUUCGAUAUGUAAUAUUAAUACUAGAGGGACUCUUAAUUAUUGUUAUAAGUCCAUUGGCACAAAACCACGUUCUCAUAGACCUAGGUAUAUCGUUCUAUCUCGUGUAAAAGUAGAACGAAAUCUAGAAGAAAGGAAAUAGGACGGUGUAGCUGCGACUAGGGGGUGAGUUUGUGUUUGUUUAUACUAACAGGUGACGGCGAUAUUUUGAUCGUUGCAGACGUGUUUGUUGUUCACAUAUUUCUAUCCCAGUAGAAAGAAGUUUGUUUUCGUUCGAAACUUCUCGUUGGUGUCCGGGCAAUGAAUUUAAUACUAAUCUGAACUGGGACCAGCAAUAGCGUUAAACCCAUACGUACUUAGACACAGGAAUCUGCCGUAUUUCGUUGCUGAGAUACAUUGUUCUUUUAGGAAUCCCUAUUAUGACUGUAUCAUUCAGUUGAAUUAUUACGAUCUAUUUGAGUUAACGGGUUGCACUGCGUGGACCGUACGCGGUAAACCACGUCUCGUAUUUGUUUAUUUAAACGAGCUGUUUAAUCUACUGCGCAGCUGGACAUCGCUCCGCUGAUCUGCACGUAGUAGAAUACUUACGUCAUCGUCAGGUCAAUGCAAUUGGUGACAUCAUUCAGCCGAUUGUGAUUCACGUUCAAACUUCGAAAUAGAUUCAGCAUAUAGAUCGGGUGCCGGCAAAGCAGCGUUGACCGGGACGUCCUCAGCUUCGACGCCGUCGCAUCGAAAGGGUGGAGCGCAUCAAUGGAGCCCUAUCGUUCGUUGGAAUGGAGCCCACUGCAAAGUGUAGAUGUGUCAAUACUGGAGAGAUCCUUUUGGGCCGUCGUUGAUGCGGCGGAAUCUUUCGAAAUCCAAAGAAUCAUAUUCGAAGCAAUUGCUAAUCAGUGUAAGGUUGCCUAUUAUCGGAUUGGCUCGAAGCAGACCCUGAAGUUACGAUUAGGCAACAUUUCCAUUAUAUUCGCCCACAUUGCUUGCCUCGAUUAUCUCGACGGGCUGAUCGUUGCCGCUCUUACUAUCCUUCAGUGGCGAUCCGCUAUAAUUUUUUCAAUGCUAUUACUUGUCCGUAUUUUUAAGAUCAAAAUCGCCACCAGACCAGUACCCGCAACAUACUACUAGUAUCCAUCCAUCCAUCCAUCCAUCCAUCCAUUCUUGCACACAACAUACGUUUACAUCGAUCGGUUUCGUUAGCGCCGCUGUUCCAUUCCAUCGAAUAGAUGGACAUACAUACAAACCAAUAUACAGGCGGACGAGGUGCCACACAGCAAAUACUGCUCUUACAUAUACUGCCAUCGGCCCAUUCGGCCAACAAAUGGAGAGAGAUGAGAUGAAAUAAUGUUCCCCGGGCUUUGUCUCUUUUGUGUAGCUUUAAUGUAUUUGUAACGAUUCAAACUGCGGAACAUCUAUAGCAGCAGAGUCGAGCCACCGAUGGGUCCUCUCGUCGCUACCCUUAUAUAUUCCUCAUGGCGAUUUCUUUCGCUUCUCUCAUGGCAUGAACGGUGGCGACUACCGCUACAUCAGUUUCUGCGGCGUUCGGCGAUGUCUUCGACUGACUGAGUCCGUUUCGUCGGCGGCCAACUGCAAGCACAAGCAGUUGUCGGCGUUGUUGUAGCUGACGGGUCAGUGUUCUGUUUGUACAGUGCAUGCAGAAUCCAGUCACCAGCAGGUUUGUUUGCCAUUUGUAUUGGGCUUACUACCGCGUAUCCAGUCGGCGAUUGCGCUGGUGGUGCCAUAGUCGCGCAAAGCUUCGGCUACGGCUGUGCUCGAUGGUUUUCUUUCCGCUGCUGUUACUGCCGUCACCGUCACCGUCACCGUAAGCGGCGCCACAGCUGCCGGCAGCGUUGAUGAUGACUGUAGUGGUGACGCUGGCAGUUGUUCUCGGAGACCUUGUGGGUGGGCCUCUGGGUCGAUUAGGCGAUCGCUGUGUCUCCUAGACGGGCCCGAUCUUUUGGCCAGCGGCGGCAGAACACGGUUCAUCGCGUUCGUUCACAGUUGCUUUCGGCCGUCGGUUCGUUACAUCGCAUUGAAUUUUUUGGCCUGGAUUCGUUACCAGUAUAUUCUAUUGUAUAUUUGUGAGUAUAUUGGAACCAUUACGGAUAGUGAUCGUUUUCCGCCACCAGCAGCGGCAACAAUGUCACGGUGGUAACAUCAAUAGCAGCGACGCUAGCUUCCACUCACUGGAAAUUCUAUAACAAGUCUCAACGGUAGCCUCAGCUCUCAGAACAGUCGUUGCUUGCGGCAAACAACGGCAUUCGAUGGCUGUCUGGAAAAGAAGUGUUCCGAUGCCGUUAUCGCCGACCUCGCAACAAAAUCAUGAGCAUUAUUGUCGUUGUCAUUACCAUCAUCGUCACCAGCAGCAACGCGGUGAUGAAGAUGUUGAGGAGCACUUAAGACAAUGAUGAUACGAUGCUGGAUGAUUCCCGGUAGGAGACACGUAAGGAAACGGACAAGCUGAGAAUCUCAACGAGCAAGACAGGAGAGGGAGGAAGGGAGAAGCAACGUUCGAUAGUUCUCGGUACAAAUGGCGCUACUGCUGCUGCUGACGACGACCAAUGGUAGUGAUCGCAUUGUGUAUAAGAGGCAAACAAGUUUAUUGCUAUGGGCAGAUAGAUUAAUAAACGGGUGAUAACUAUUGACUGCUGGGCAAAAGGGGACUUCAGCGUUGGUUGCUAUUGCCAACGAUGCUCAUGCUGGUGAUGGAUGACGCGACGUCUGGUGGUAGCGACGCCGCUGGCAAUUGUGACUUGAUUUUGUCGCUAUUGUCGAAGAUAUCCUUGCUGUGGCAGCUGCAGUGAUGGCGGAGUGGCAGCUACAUACAGAUAUGUAUUGCACAGCACAAUACUGUACCGCAGAGUGUUUACGGACCAACAUUGUCAUCUUCCAGAAGCUGCAGCGGCGACAGCCGUCACAGAACUGAGCGCCACGCGAUCGCACCAACAACAACAGCCCUGAGCAGCUUGCAGGGUAUUAUCAAUACAAACCCUCACAUCGAUCGCUAGCGCCGCUAAACGGACGACGUUGUGGCAUUCAUUGUUGUUCUGUUUUAUUUAGAUCGCCAGUUAUUAUAGAAUCUAUAUUAUAAGAAAAGUUAUUAUAGAAUAGGAAGAAUAAUACAUGAAGGACGAAGGGCCAUCGAGAAGGCUGCUCGUUGCACGCUUAUGAGGAGGGCAACAAUCUAAGGGAUCCUUAAGAGCGCGUUAUGUCCUGGAAAGCCUUUAUUAGACUAGAGAAGUCCGCAAAGUCAGUCACAAGUCACAAGAGGACAGUGGCAACAGCAGCAGAUACAGAACACUCCUGGGUCUCGUUGCCACGUGGAAAGAAGAGGCUCACAGGAAAUGUACCUGCAUGAUCUUUAACGAAAAUAUAAAAUUAAAAAAAUGAUUACAUACGUGUGUCGUAUACGUGUAUUGUUAUAUGAAAUCAAGAAUGAUAGUACAUACGAAAUAUAAAUAUUAACUUUUUAUCGAGGAUUUUUAGAUAACCAAAUGAAAAAAAAGAUUAACAUUAGGAAAUCAGUUUUGUAUGGAAACCAGAUUAAACCUUCUUUCGCGGCGAGCAUUUCGUUGCGUCAUCCCUUGCUUUCAUGAAGGAAGGCGAACGCUGGACGUACGUUGUCUUCAGACAAAAAGAUAGCUUCACACACAUACACACAGAGCCCCAUAUUAAAUGGAUGACGAUGACGCCUCUUUGAAUGAGUGGAUAAGAAACUUUAAAGUAAAUGAAUGCUUUUUCUUAUGUGUGCGUUUGUUUGUAUAUAUAUCUGUACGCGGCCAAUAGUCGGUGUCGGCAUUCCGUUGUCACUUAGUGGGCAAACAAAGUCACGGACAAAUAGAAAUAUACAUACGAACGUUGGGCGCUACUACCAGUGGAAAAAAAACUGCCUCGAAUUUCUAGUAACUACAAGCAUAAUAAUGUCAGCUAUGUCUGACCAAAUCGAUACCUGUAGACAGACCAAUCGUUCGACAGCGGACGCUACUAAGGAGCUUUUGAAAAUCUCAAAGGCAAUAUUAUAUAGCCAAGUUAGGAUGUCGUAUCUACAGUAUCAAUGUGUGCACUUCAUCGGCCUAAUCCAGUUCAGUAUAAUCUCUAGAGCGUUGAUCAAACGCGUCAGUAAUUAGGUGAAUGCACGUUAUAUAUAGUACUGGUUAUUAUUAAGGGCUUACUAGCAUUGACAGUACCUCGCACAGAGUACUCUGUUAUACGGAUAAGAAGUAUGUGAGGACCAAGAAUAAUAACGGUUUCUUGCUGCGACAGGUAAUCAAUUUUUGGGGAGGCGAAAGAGAGGUGGAGAAGCUGAAGGAGACAGAUGGCUUCUCAAGGCGGGGUCAUCAUUCGAAAAGGGCCUUGCCUUACUGCAGUCAAGCCGUCCCGAUGACACUUGCCAUGUGUUAUAUGUGUUUGCUCUCUACAAACCGAUCAAUCAUCAUUGUUUUUCUCAUCUGCUGAGACGCUGCUUAGCACUGACUACGACCCUCACCCGAGGCUGUUUCAUGACGAAGACAUUGAUGCAUGCUCAGUAUCUUGUUAGUGUUGAUGAGGAACAGACUCCUCCGGAAACUUAGCCAUUUUAUCAAACGUGCCGAUUUAUACCGACGAAGCCCUAGUACUAGAUUACCAUAACGUUUUUGCAUUAUAGCAUCGCAUACAUUUUCAGUAUCUAUAGAAGAGUUUCCAAUGAGCGUUUGCGCUUUGGGUUUAAGAUAGUAAUUAAUAGAAAAAUAAAAAAACGGCUUGAUUAUUAAUGCCUUUAUUGUUAGGGUGGCGUCAGUCACAUGAUAGUUUUCGAUAAGUAUAAAUUUCAUUAUAGCGAUACAAUUGUUAUGGCAGACUUGCUUCGAGCAUAUAAUAAUACAGGCAGCAUCGGCAGGUUACAGUUGGUCCGUAUAAAUAGUUCUUCGUUAAGCCUGUAAAACUGCUGUUAAAGGACGGACGUAAAUUUAAUAAAUUUACGUACCGUGGCUGCCUGGCUGGACUCGUCGAAGUUUCAACGACAAAAAUACUCGACGAUGAGAGACAGCGGCAGCAGCACGGAAACCUCUUUCAUAAGCGGUCCGCUGCACACGCGAUUGUUGCGGCCGAAAUGGAGCUGUCAAAAACACCCUAUGGUUAGAAAAGAUAAGGGUCAAUGACCAUGAUGGACUCCCUAUAGGAACACGGGGAUCGUCGUUGCAUUUAGUGUAUUGAAACAAUUAUAUGAUGAUGAGAUCGAAAUGGCCUACUCGAUGCUCUGUUAACUAAGAAUUACAGUGGCCACAGCCUAAGGCAAAUUUUGUCAUCGGUGCGACGAGUUAUGCAACCU